Messenger RNA from Ectocarpus sp. CCAP 1310/34, 384 nucleotides. Lineage: Eukaryota; Phaeophyceae; Ectocarpales; Ectocarpaceae. The record is from the annotation of a GenBank genome assembly.
AUGUCGGCGAUGCGCAGUGGGGUGGUUUCGUCUCUCCUACGACGAGCGUUCGCGGUGCGUCGACCACCGAUGGUCUCGACGUCAUCCUCCUUUUCCCCGAUCUGCAGCACGACCAUCCCUGCUGCUGCGCCGCGCUCGACCGCGGAACGAUCUUGGAGCGGCAGCCAGCAUGUGCCGCAUCGGCGUCAGCGAGCGGGGCUUUCGACGUUGAGAAGGGGGCUGACAGGCCCCCUGUCCGCGAGGCUUCGGUUGCCCAUGCGGGGCCUGGAGGAGUUCCGCGAUCCAGAGGUUGUCAAGGCCGGGGACGUUCCCAUCGUCGGGAGGAGCUGGACCGUGCCUGAGCUGCGGAGAAAGAGCUUCGAAGACCUCCACAAGCUCUGGUGA